AAUUGUGUGAGAUCUGUACUGAGUUAGUGCACUGUUACCACUUCAGUAAGAUGUGCUUUGGGUGGGCCAAUGUUAUCACAUACUUAGAAGUGUAGCAACCAUUUUUAAGUGCAAGCUACUCCAGUGCAGUUUCAUGCAGGGUAUGACGCAUGGUUUGCAUUGCCUUCCUGUUCUACCUCUGGUUUCGUAGGUUCCUUGUCUUUUGAGUCUCCGGAGGAGUACCAUUCACUCAUGCCCGUAGAAGGCAGACUGCAUUCUGGCCCGCGGUGCACUUACGUCACCAAGGAAAACACGAAAAUGACAGCGCACCUUCACAAACACACAGGCGAGCCCUUCCAGUGCCACUUGUGUCCUGCUGCAUUCUCUCGGAAAGGCAACCUCAAGCGGCACAUACGCACCCACACAGGAGAGCGUCCCUUUUCCUGUGUCCACUGCAGUGCAUCCUUUUCCGAGAAAAGAACCCUCAUAGACCACUUGCGCACCCACACAGGAGAGCGUCCAUUUUCCUGUGUCUACUGCUGUAAAUCUUUUUCGAGGAAAGGCACCCUGAAUGACCAUGUAAAGAAGCGUCAUCAUGCAAAGAAGCAGCCCUAAAGGUUCCUUGGCUUUGAGGUAUCCACAGCAGUGCCGUUAUAGCGUACCAGAUAGACAGUAUUAUUGUCGGCAGUGCGCCUAUGGGACCAAGAAGGGCACAAAAAUGGAAGUACACAUUCGCAAACACACGGGGGACCGCCCCUUUCUCUGCCACUUGUGUCCUGCUGCUUUCGCUCAAUACGGCCACCUCAGGCGGCACUUAGGCACCCACAAAGGAGAGCGUCCCUUUUCCUGUGUCCACUGCAGUGCAACCUUUUUGCAGAAGUGCCACCUGGGAAACCACUUGCGCACCCACACAGGAGAGCGUCCCUUCCCCUGUGCCUACUGCAGUUCAUCCUUUAAGAUGAAGAAUGCCCUCAAGAUGCAUAUGUACACCCACACAGGAGAGCGUCCCUUUUCCUGUAUGCGCUGUGGUGCAUCCUUUACAAAGCAAUGCACGCUCAGGAGCCACAUGACCCAUUGUCCUGCUAAGAAGGAACCAUGGAUGGUAGUUGCACCACAGCCAAGCAAACUGCAAGGCAUCAUUUUGAGGCAGGUUGCAGGUUCCUUGUCAUUGGCGUCUCCAGAGCAGUACCACUCACUCAUGUCCGCACAUAGCGGACGUCAUUCCUGCCGGCAGUGCACCUUUGUGACGUUUGACGAGGCACAGAUGAAAACGCACCUUCGCAAACACGUGGGUGUGCGCCGCUUUCAGUGCCACUUGUGUCCGGCUGUAUUCACACGGAACAACCACCUCGUGCUCCACUUGCACACCCACACAGGAGAGCGUCCCUUUUCCUGUGUCUACUGUAAUAAAUCCUUUUCGCACAAGACCACCCUGACACAGCACUUGCGCACCCACACAGGAGUGCGUCCCUAUUCAUGUGUGCACUGCAAUGAAUCCUUUUCGAAGAAGAGCACCCUCACGAACCACGUGCUCACCCACACAGGAGAGCGUCCCUUUUCCUGUGUCCACUGCAAUGCGUCCUUUACGAAGAAAGGCAACCUCAUGGACCACAUUUCCCGUCGUCAUGCGAAGGAGAAGCCCUAAAGGCCAGUAGUGUAUUGACUUUUCUUGUGGUGUGAAAGGGAGGGUUAAUUGAUUAAAUUAAUUUUUAUGGGCGAAGGUAACUUUUAAUGCCAUAAACAGUUUUGGAUGCCUCAGAAUUGUAGUUUUGUACAGUAUAUUGCUUAGAGAGGAAUCUGUUAGUGCUAAUGGAAAUUUCUAAAGAAGUAUUAUGUUACAUUAUAGCUAUAGCUUCCUUAAUUUAUUUAUUAUAUAUAUAUGUAUCUAUUUAACGUGAAAAAAAGACAGGUAUGCAUUGAGCCUGGGGCUGUUUCGCAGUUUUGGAAGCCCCGCCCGACCGAAACAAACACACAAGGAAAUGCUUGAAUGUUGUUCCAACCUUUCCGAUUGGCCCCGUUCACCAUGAGGCUCCAGCGUGCUUCCCCAUUGGUCCAGUGUUCUUGCCACGAGAGCGACGUCGCCGUGUGCUCCUUGCUCCUCGCAUGUCAAAGCAAGCCGUGGUUUACGGCUAUGAAAAUGGGCGCU
This is a messenger RNA of Rhipicephalus sanguineus (brown dog tick), 2125 nucleotides long. RefSeq names its product gastrula zinc finger protein XlCGF57.1-like. Lineage: Eukaryota; Metazoa; Arthropoda; Arachnida; Ixodida; Ixodidae. The transcript is spliced from 4 exons. Gene Ontology annotation, biological process: regulation of transcription by RNA polymerase II. The record is from RefSeq and is a predicted model, not a curated record. Gene Ontology annotation, molecular function: RNA polymerase II cis-regulatory region sequence-specific DNA binding; DNA-binding transcription factor activity. The coding region runs from base 575 to 1624 and encodes 349 amino acids.